Messenger RNA from Aaosphaeria arxii CBS 175.79, 876 nucleotides. RefSeq lists its product as uncharacterized. NCBI's taxonomy places the organism in Eukaryota, Fungi, Ascomycota, Dothideomycetes, Pleosporales. Gene Ontology annotation, molecular function: phosphoprotein phosphatase activity. Gene Ontology annotation, biological process: dephosphorylation. The transcript has 2 exons. The record is from RefSeq and is a predicted model, not a curated record. Bases 1 to 876 code for a protein of 291 amino acids.
AUGCCACAACCGCCACCGCAGAGCAUAGCUAAUUUUCGCGAUGUGGGUGAAUUCGUGAACGAUCACACUGAGGAGAAAGCCCUCUAUCCAGGAUUGCUCUUCCGCUCAGCACGUCCAGAUGAUGCCUCCUUCCAGGACCGAAACAGACUCAUCAAGGACUGCAAAAUCCGCACCAUAAUCGACCUUCGCACCAAGACCGAACACAUCCAACAAUCACAAAAGCGCAAUGCACGCAUCGCAAGCUCUGCAGCCGCACCGGAGUCCAACGAUUCUGCAGCGGAACCUCUCAAAAUCCCCAAAAUCACCUAUCACGAGAUCAACUUCAAUGGCCGCGACUUUUCGUGGAUGCUCCUCUCCCAGCUGACCUGGUUCGACUUCUUUCGCUUGAUCUUCCUCAUGCUCCUGGGCUAUCGCACGGAUGCGAUUAAAAUUCUUGCACCAAAGAUGAAUGAGAUGGGCCUUGUUGGCAUUGCGAAGAGCUCUGUUGAUGUCUGUAAGAAAGAGGUCAAGCAAGUCUUCGAUAUCCUUGCCAACCAGCAGAGUUAUCCGCUCCUGUUGCAUUGCACACAAGGCAAGGACAGGACGGGCUUGAUCGUCAUGCUCGUCCUUUUCCUCCUGGAGUUGGAUGACGGCAUAGACAUCAUCUCGAAAGAUUACCUCGAGUCGGAAGAAGGUCUCAAUUCAGAAAGAGAUGAGAUGUUGAUUGAGCUGAAUCGAGUCGGCAUAUCGCCUACAUUCACGAGAUGUCCACCCAAUAUGGUCUCGGAGAUCUAUGCACAUUUGGAAGAGAACUAUGGAGGGACGGAGGAGUACUUGCAGGCAGCAGGCGUAUCGUACCAGCAAAUCAAGAAGAUACGUAGUAUUCUUCACCGCUAG